This is a messenger RNA of Drosophila sulfurigaster albostrigata, 563 nucleotides long. RefSeq lists its product as uncharacterized. Gene Ontology annotation, molecular function: protein binding. NCBI's taxonomy places the organism in Eukaryota, Metazoa, Arthropoda, Insecta, Diptera, Drosophilidae. The record is from RefSeq and is a predicted model, not a curated record. The transcript is spliced from 3 exons. The coding region runs from base 204 to 539 and encodes 111 amino acids.
CAUUUUUGUGCUGCUGAUAAUGCAAACAAAAUAUUAACGUCACUAUUUUGGAGACUUUUUUAAAUGCGGUUUUAAAGCCAUACGCUACUGAACUCAUCGGAGAUUCAAGUUUUAAAUAUUUAAACGCAUCUACGAAAGCUGCCAAAAACAGUCGAAAUUCAGCUGGCGAUCGAGAUAAACCCAAAUAAAUACAUUUAUUUGCAAUGAAAUUCGCUUUGGCUAUUUGUUUGCUGCUCUGCCUGGGAUUAAGUUGCAGUGUCAAUUCCUUGGACUGUCCAGAGAAAUGUCCAGAUACUCAAGAGCUUGUUUGGGCUCUUGGAGGUCGCUGUUAUCUGUAUCUUAACAAGUGUGAAUACGAUAAGGAGAACUGCAAACGCGAGACACCUCUGAAGAUUGUCACCAGGGAAGAAUGUCAACCUUAUUGUGCUUCUUUCUGCCCAGAAAGCUAUAAACCAGUCGAAGGAGAUCUUCGUUACUUUGGACAUGCUUGUGAAAAGAUUGCUCAUGUUUGCAGAACUGGCGAAUUAUUGAAACUAUAAUUGCAUUUUAAAUGGACUCAAUUC